This is a messenger RNA of Rhinocladiella mackenziei CBS 650.93, 273 nucleotides long. RefSeq lists its product as uncharacterized. The record is from RefSeq and is a predicted model, not a curated record. The transcript is spliced from 4 exons. The coding region runs from base 1 to 273 and encodes 90 amino acids. Lineage: Eukaryota; Fungi; Ascomycota; Eurotiomycetes; Chaetothyriales; Herpotrichiellaceae.
AUGGGCGUUCCCUUCGAAGCCCUUAUUCCCUAUGUCAUCAUGACGGCCAUGUUCGGAGUCACUGGUGCUGGCCUUUCCUCGAUUCGAUAUUACGCGAACGAUUACAAGCGGCCGAGGAGACAACUAGAUGGUUGGGAUAGACAGAUGAUGGAGAGAGAUUACCGAUUAACUGGAAAAGUAAGAGGACAGUCAGAUGCCGUGGAUGCGCCUCUAGGCUUCGAGGUCAACAGCAGAUGGAAGGUUGGUCAAUGCGCGAAACGACGACUUAUCUAG